UGUGGUGGGAUUGUCCAACAAACUGUAGUACUUUUCCCUCUCCAAGGACAAUUUUACCUGCAUUAUUCUCCAUUUUAAUUGGAAGUGUUCACUUUUCUCCAAGAGACUCAGAUUUGUAUGAAAUGCAUAACAAUGUACAAAAGUAGUUCAAAUUUGCAAGGCAAAUAUCAGCCUGUUCCAGGGGUGAUGUCUCACUUUCAGAAUCAUAGUACUCCUUAGUCUAAAGCAGGAGAAUCACCACUAGCUUGAGGUCAGACUGAGCUACAUACACAGUGUUUAAGAUCAACCUGGCCAAACACUGGCUUCCAAAAGGGAAAAGAGAGGGAGAGAAGGUAUUAGUGUGACAGGUGCAAUUUCAUUCCCGUAGGUACGCAAGACAUUUUUUAAUGGUUUAAAAGAGAUGAUUGAAGGGAAUGAGGCACGACAAACAAUGCAGCCGUUGGCUCCUCCUCUUCCGUCUCUAAGGAUUACCACAGACUUGAGUAGGCCGCCUCAGGCUCUGCUGUUGCUUCUGGCUCCGCCCAUCUCCUCCAGGCUGAGCAGGAAAAAAAAAUGUGCAGCAGGGCGGGAAGUACAGUUCCCACCCCCGCCUUGAAGUUUUCAAACAGGUCCGAAACACUACUAUAAAAGUCCUGUGGUGGCGCGACAGGAGGCAUUGUGUUGCUUGUUCGGUGCGUGCAGUUCAAGUAUGUCUGGUCGUGGCAAAGGAGGCAAAGGCCUUGGGAAGGGCGGUGCUAAGCGCCACCGCAAGGUAUUGCGUGACAAUAUCCAGGGUAUUACCAAGCCCGCCAUCCGCCGUCUUGCGCGGCGCGGCGGUGUCAAGCGCAUCUCUGGCCUCAUCUACGAGGAGACGCGCGGCGUUCUGAAAGUCUUUUUGGAGAACGUAAUCCGCGACGCCGUCACCUACACGGAGCACGCCAAGCGCAAGACGGUCACCGCCAUGGACGUGGUCUACGCGCUCAAGCGCCAGGGACGCACGCUCUACGGUUUUGGCGGCUAAGUUCUUCGUUGUCUUUUACUCUCAAUCAACCCAAACGGUCCUUUUCAGGACCAACUACUUGUUUCAUUCAAAAGAGUAACGCUUGACUAGCCUGCUUGUCUCGUUAACACGAUAUGACAUUGUGUUAAAUAUCCGCUUGAGAGAGAAAGCUGGGUAUGGUAACAGCGGAUGUUGAACUUCUGCGGUGGUCCUUGGGCUUCCACAGUGGAGUUUGAAGGGACUGUCCCUCGCUGUCAGGGUAGUUUGGGUAAGGCUUUCCACUUUCUAACAACCCUGUAAAAAUUUGGAAUGUCAGAAAACUUUGAAUUUAGCGUCUGCUGGUCUGUGGCUAUCACUGUGUUGGUACUGCAUGCUGGGGUAGUUGUAUUAAGCCUAAGGUCUUAAUUCAAAACUCACUACCUUGUAAGUUUCAGGAAGAGAAAACAAGAAAUCGUAUACUCGAUUGUUUAAGCUUCCCAUAGUUUUUAUCCGUUAUUAAGAAUAUCGUUAAUGGAUUUUAGUCUGAAUUCCUGAAGUACGUGUGAUGAAAGCUGACAUUUUUGAAAAAAGUCAUCUUUUUGCGCCAGAGGAAGAUUUUCUGGCCGUUUAGUUUUAUAGCAUGUGACCAGUUUCUUCCUAGCUGCUGUGAGGAGUGAAAGUCACUGUCAGAUCUGGACUUCACCUUGUCCCUCUCCUCUUCCUAGCAGUUAAGGUAUUCCAACCACAUCAGGUACACAAGACUGAACUGGUAGGAACACGUUAUGACACUUUUUCUUUUAACCUUUGCCUGCCUCCUAUGGUGAUGCAGCAAGAACUUUGCCAGACACCAGCUGCUUGGUCUUACAAGCCUUACAUCUAUGAAAAUAGCUUUUUGUUUCAUUGUUAAUUGACCAGUCUCCAUUGUUCUAACAGCACAAAAUUGACUAAAACCCUGUCUUUAGUAUGGUAAAGGCGCAAUAGAUGUCAGUUGUUUCUUCAUCUAACCCACUUCACCCAUAAAUUCUCUUGGGUGUUUCCUACAACCAACUCUUAACAAUUUCACCAUCAUUAUUGCUAUAGCUUGUUUCUUCUCCUUGCUUCUCCUUUUUAAUCUCAAAAAUCCAUUCCCCACAGUACAGUUUAAAAGGUGCUUAUAACCCCUUUACUGUGCUAUGACUAAUCUGGGUUCAUUUUAUCACAUUGUACAACAUAUGCAGUCAAAUGUUUAACCUUCAGCUUCGUCAAUUAACCCUUUAUUUUUGUCACUGGUAUCUUAGCACACAAGUUGAAAUAUUUCUUUAGCUCAAACGCCUUUCUGUAGGAUAUAAUUUUUUUUUUUUCUGGUAUCAAUACUGACCUUUCCCUGGAACCUUUAAUUUCCUAGAUUUUUGGUUGCUUUCUGUAAGGAAUCACCUAGUCCAGAUCAUGUCAUUUGGUUUUAUUUCAUUGCUUCACAGCAUCCAGAACUCUGGUUGAAAUAUCCUGCUUAAAAUUUAUUGUUUUUCUCUCACUAGGAUAUUUUAGCCCAGGACAGCUAACUCUGUUCAUUGCUGUUUCUCACACCUGGCACAGAGGAAGCACAACAUUUUGCAAAAUCCUAAAUGGAAACUUUAACUGCUCUUCGAUUAUUUUUUAAAACUAUUUUUAGUAUUCCCUUACCUAGCUACUGCUUCUUUACCUUGAACUUUUAUCACUUUUCAGUGACAUUUCCCUCCAAUCUGUCCAGUUGCCUGCCACCAAAAACCAGCUUAUCAUCUCAGUCCUUGUUGAGAAACUUUCUUCAACUUUUUAUGGACUACAUAAUAAACCUAAUCUGGUUGUUUGGCAUAUAGACCUUUCAUGAUUUUAUAACUUCGUCUUUAACGCAAGGAAAGCCACAUACUGUGUGUGUACAGGUGCUUAUUAAGCCUAUUUUUCAGGGGAACUUUUUAGUAAGGCGAAUUUGUGGGUCUUAUCCCAGACCUAAUGAAACAGAAACACUCUGAUUGGUACUAGCAUAGUUCAACAGCCUUGCAGAUGGUUCUUGUGUGCACUGCAGUUUGAGAAUCACUCACUGUAUCCUUCUACAUAAUUCUAUGUUUGCCACUAGAAUAUGAGUGACAUGAAUAUGAGUGGCUACUGACUGUUAGCCUCCUGUAGGCUCCUUUUGUCUGUCCAGAAUGUUCUUGUAUGAGACAGUACAGGUGCCUAAUGAAAUGUCAUUACCCUUGCUUUCUAAUACACCUUUGAUUUUGCUUAACCUUUUGUUUCCUACCUUGUGCUCUAGAGGAGGUAUAGUUCCUCCCAGGCUUAGAGAUCUGAUUCUGAUACAACCCCACCAAUUCCUAGGGUUCUAUGACCCUUACUAAAGCAUGGUUUGGGCCUAGAUAUAGGGGAAGUUUUCUGGGGCCAUGAGAACCUCUAACAGUUUCCACAUGAUGAUUUAGCUGAGCUUGAAACUUGUUACUUGUUAUUCUCUCUCUCUCUCUCUCUCUCUUCUCUCUCUCUCUCUCUCUCUGUGUGUGUGUGUGUGGUGAGGAAGGGUCUCAAAUUAGAGGAAUUUUAUGUGAGAAAAAUUGCAAAGGCCCUGAGUCUAGAGGAGUCAUGGCUAAUUCUAAACCCUUGAAGACCAAAGAUUGAAGAAACAAACAAGAACAAAAAACCAAAAAGGAAGAAAAGAACGUUCUUUGGGUUGCAGACUCAGAGGAGUGCCAGAUUUUGCAGUUUGAGCCCAUACAGGCAUUUCGUAAUUUUGCACCAAGAACAGUGGGAAAUCGAAAAGGAUCUGAUUAGGGGCACAUACGUGAUCACGUGUGCUUUCACAAUGACCAUCAUGAUUCUAGAAAGGCAAGUGGGUUCUUAAUGAACUGGGAACUUCUAGUGUAACUCAUACUAAAAUAAAAGUGAGUAGGUAAACUUGAAAAACAAUUUGGUCACUAACAUAAAACCUUUUUCAAUUUUUGCUUUUACUUUACUUUGUUGAGAGAAUAAAAGGGUACAUAAACUGCUGGAAAGACUGGUUAUAAUUAUUUCUCAAGAAUCAUUUAUUCCUGGGUGAGUUUGGUAUUUUCCGUUGAGGAACCCCUAACCAAACCUUUCUUACCUCCAUUUUCCCUGAAAACCUCUACCCUUUUCCCCCAAAGACUUGCAAAACGAGUGAGAAAAUCUUCCAUUGUUUGUCUCUAGCAUCAAGUGGUCACAAGGCAU
Molecule: messenger RNA, 4144 nt
Organism: Chinchilla lanigera (long-tailed chinchilla)
Lineage: Eukaryota; Metazoa; Chordata; Mammalia; Rodentia; Chinchillidae
Product: histone H4
Exons: 1
Coding region: 689-1000 (103 amino acids)
Biological process (GO): nucleosome assembly
Cellular component (GO): nucleosome
Molecular function (GO): protein heterodimerization activity; structural constituent of chromatin; DNA binding
Source: RefSeq, a predicted model, not a curated record